AGCCGGAGCAGUCCAACGAUAAGGUAGUGUCCGUCUCGUGCUCCCUUAUCACUUGUUUCCUGUUUGUUAUUCUGUUUCAUACUGCAUAUGUUGAUUGCACACUCGGUUGUGCAGUUUGUUUUCGUGUAUAAUGUCCUGGUCCUGUGAAGUGUGUAAAGAGUGGCUGAGAGUCAACAACAAAGCGGUGGUGUCUUGCAGCGACUGCGAUACCACUUUCCACGGCUGCUGUUAUCAACUUAGAUUCCUGAUUCGCAACAACAAAACCUGGAGCUGUGAAUCAUGUACAUUCAAAAAUUGCAUCAAUUCGGACGAGGAUACGCUCAAGCAUGUUGUCGAGAUGUUCAGCAGUGUGCGGCGUGCGGUGAUGGACGACAACAGGACACAGAAAACUGGACUGGCACUGGGCACGUUCAACAACAAGUGGCAUACGGAUGUAAAGGGAACUCUCAAAAAAAUUGAGAAGCAUCUAACUUUAACUCUUAAAAAUAUAGAAUCACAGUAUGUUAGAAUGUAUGUCAAGUUUAAAAAAGAGAAGCAAAAUUUUCAACGUGCCGUCUGGGAUUUGGAGCUGAAUACCAGAUGCGAGGGUCUGUCCCGCGCAGGAAGGAGGAUGCUUGCAUUGGCGAAAGCGGCUAAAAGAGAUAUAAGUAUGGAAGAAGCAUCGACAAAGAAAAUUGCCAUUCGAGGGCCAAGAGUGAAAGCUAAAACUAAAAACAUGAAUAAAAAAAGCAAAAACAUUCCGGAAAUCCCGAAGAAAAAAAAACAAUUUUCGGAAACUGUAUUAAAUUUGGCAUUUCCAUGGCGGAGAGAAUUUCAUCAGCAGUGUCGCCAAGCUCCACAAGAAAAGACAGUAGCCAAACUGAGCGAAUUGAUGGGAUACUACAUUGAAAAAGUUGCAGCAGAAUGGAACGUAUGUCAGGCAAAGCCGAAAAGGGCUGCCAAGCUACGAGAAUUCUUGUACGACACCAUGCACCACUUCUAUCUACAGUAUAUCUUAUUGAACGAGCCAAUGGAAAACUGUGCGUAUCUUGAAAAGAUGUCAACGCUUGUGACAUUCUACACAGACAUGGUCCUUAAAAGUUUCAAGGUGAUAAAGAUCACUGCGAGGAAGCAAGUUAUCAAAGAAAAACUCGUGUUUGCUCUUAAUCUCUUUCUAGAAGGAUCGCCUGAAUACAUUUUGGAUACACUCUUGAGGUCAAAAAUUAUUACAAAAUAUUACAAAAGUUUCUGCGAUUUCAUUCUAAACAAAAUAGCCGACGACCUAUCUCCAGAUAAUAAACAGCAUACAAGUUCUUCCACCAAUAAAGAACCACGAAAUAAAAUAUUGAUGUACGUGAGGUACAUACUUAUGUUCAAGUUGUGGUACAAGAUCCAGAGCGGUGUUGAAAAUCGCAGAAAAUUGCAGCAGCUGGCAGUGUCACGGCUAGUGCCACCAGACGACUUCCGCCAAGCCUUCAAUCCAAAAUGUAGUCUUGGAAGUGUACUUAUGAAUGUUCCCAAGACUAAAAGCAAUAUCACAGAAUUCUACAUGGUCAGCAAAUUCGACCCAAGGGAGAAAACCAAGGAUUUUUUCAAAUUGAGACAUACGAUAACAAAAGAGCUUGAAAUGAUGAACGUGUCGGAUAAAGCGAAUUUUUUCAAUGAAAACAGGCUAUUUUUCAAUUUUGCGCACGACAGAAGCAAUUUUCAUGACGUAGGAAACAGUCGCUUCGAUUUGCUGAUCGAUGAAUUUCUAACUGAUUGUUCGAAAAUAUCUAAAGAACAGCUAGAAUCGAAAGAAUUAGUCAAAGAAAAGGAGAAAGAAAAAUUGGAAGAUUUGAAAGUUGUAUGCGAGAAACAAUUUGAGAAGAACAAAGAAGUGAAUAUUGACAAAGGUUUGAAAACCGAUGGCACAUCUUCAUUUGCAAAAUGUUCAAACUCUGAACCCUCUACGGAAGUUGAGAAUAUUGACAUUGACUUUGAUUCAUCAGAAGAUCUUGUAAUAGGUCAGAAUCAAGCGGACGUAGAACAGACUGUAUUCACAAUCAGUGAAGUAAAAAACAUUGAAAGUAAUUUGUUCGAUAUUGACACUGAUAUGAAAAGCACUGAGCCACAGAUUCAAACAGUCUUAACUGUUAUCAGUCUUGUCGACCAGAAUACGUCUUGCGAAAAUAAAUCUGCUCAAGUCUCCGAUCCACGACCAGCUGUUCUGAAAACUUCUUCCAACACAGCAAGUUCCGUCAAACUUGAUGUAAAAAUGCCUUCUGAAAAUUCUUAUGUCUCCGUAGUUGCUGAAUUUUCGGAUUCUAUUACCAAAAACAGUAACUCAUCACCAGCUGAUGAGCAUGGUUCUAGUUCUGCAAACAUUAGGUCUGAUGUGGUGACUGGUGUAGAAUGUGGUUCUCAAAACAGAGAAAGUCGACAUUCGGAAGCAAAUAGUGGAAUCAAUACUCCACUUACUGCAAUCAUCACCGAUGACAACAGUGCACGGCUUCACAGCAAUUCAUCUGCUCAAAUAGAAAACAUUUCAAUCAAGACAGAAGCCACAUUGGUGAAUGAUAUCAAUGAAAAUGUUACUGUUAAACAAGAGAUUGUCAGUCCAAUACCUGCUGACUCUGAUUCUUCUAACCUUUCACUUCGGAAGGAUAUCCCUAUUGAGGAUAUGAUCAGUAAACUCUAUAUACUUGUAAAGAAUCGGCACAAUAACAAUGCAAUUGGAAGUAGAAACAGUUUGGAAAAGUGUUACGUACGCCAUCUAUGCAUUAAGAAAAUAAGUUCAGUUUCUUUUAAUCAUGUUCAUAAAAUACUAAAUCAAAAACAACUGAUGUCUAUUUUUCAAAGCGGCCAAAAAAAUUCACGCCCAUUAAUCCUGAGACAAUCUAUCUUGAGCGGAAUUAUGAAUGAUGAACCAAGAAUAGAAGAUAAUGUUACCACCUUCAAUGUCACCUGCAAACCUCAUCCUCAAUUUCAAGAAAAGUUCGAAGAGAGAGCUCCUACCGUCUUUCAGACUAAUCCAAGUGGUAACAUGAGCUGGACUGGAUCACCUUUCAGCAAAAUAUUUGCAUUAGGAUUCCAUGGAUUCCGAGCAUUAGGCUCGGAAUGUUCUUCUCCAGGAGUAUCAACAUUCGUUCCAUUGAGGGAAGACAAUUCCUACGAUUAUUUGAAAUUUGAUCGAAAUAGACGUGCUUGCAAUGAUGUGAAAAAACUAGGGUGCAUCAAGUUGAAGAAAUUUUCAGAUUUGGAAAGCAAGACGAAUAAUAAUAAGGAAGAAAAGACUGAUAACAGUUUGACAGGAGUCACGUCAAAAACUGGCACCGGAAAUGUUUCAAAUGUAUUGAAACGUAGUGAUGAUGAUGUGAUAGAUGAUAUAGAUUUAAGGAAUUUAGUGGAUGUAAAUUCAAAACAUUGUGCUGAAAAACCCUUUUGCUCUGAUCCUUCGAAAUUGUCAUUAUGCAUUUGUGACAAUGCAAAGGGUUGUCAUAAAGUAACUCAAAUAGAUAACAUUCCAAAAUCUGCUAAUCAAAUUUCCGAUGAUGUGGUGAGAAAUUACAGCGUACUGAAAGAGGAAAUAUUACAUCUGCCUGCAGAUGAAUCGACACAUUGCUUGAUUCCUUAUAGAAAUGACAUAGUUAUUGUGAAAGAUUCUCAUGAAAUCGGAUCAAUCGAUCCUAAAUCGUUGAUCAAUAAUUUGGAGGAUUCAAUGGUGAACAACCCUCCUCAUUCACUCCAGAUAACCAAUAAUUCGUUGUGUGAGCCAACGUGCAACCCUGUUAAUCCAUUGCCAUUGCCAACGAUUGACGUCAUCAAGAAUGAUUCGGCGAAUGUUGAAAGUGGAGUAUCAGUGCUCGUCAUGGACAUAUGCAGCAUAGCACAGGAAAUAGAAAUAAGCUCAGAACCGAAGUGUGAUGAAUAUGAUGUGCCGCAUGCUGUGAGCCCCUCGAAGAGUUUAACUAACAGCAGUGCAAGUGUCGAGCGACCUGAAAGUCCAGUCUCCGACAACAACACUAAGAAGGUGCCUACCAUUAAGAUCAAAUUGGUGAAAAACACCGGUGAGAACGAGAAUAGUGGACAGAUCAUUAAAAGUGUGAGCGAAGAUGAACUAGUGGAGGAGAAAGAUGAUAGCAGGGGUUGCAAAGUGGAGGAUGAUGUAAGCAGUUGUGGUUCUUGUUCUCGUAAGAAGAAAAAACGUCGACAUAAGGAGCGGCGGCAUCGCCAUCGUCAUCACAAGCAUGCAGCAGCAGCAGUAGCAGCAGCAACAGUAGCAGCAUCCGACUCCUCGCAACCGAGAGCAUUCCGGCCACCCUCCCCUCUCACCACCCCACCACCGUCGCCCCCACCACCGCCUCCACCCCCGCCUCCACCCCCUCCUUCACUGCCCUCAUGCCUUCCACCCACCUAUUCACUGCUGCCAUCCGAAUCGUGUACAACGCCAGUUACCUACGCACCUCCCGGAUCCUAUCCGGCGGCCCUGCCUUUGAUCUACGACCACCCUAUCCACCAUUUCGCCGAUUGCGAGAAAGUGUGCGCGCAGUACCAGAACAGACUGCUAGACUCGGAGUCGGGCAUCGAGGCGGAACUGGCCGACCUGGGCGAGAUACAUGAGAUCACGACCACGCACGACGUGCAGGUGUGCACCGAGCAGUACAAGCUGAUUGAGAGCCACGCCACGACACAGGUCACACUCGACACGCUCAUCCCCUGUCCGCUGACGCACUUCAACGAGCGCAGUCGCUGCACCUGCAUACAGUGCUGCAAUAACUUCACCAUUCUCAUGGCCAACUUCAACAAGAUACUUGUCUUCUGUCGAGCACAGCUCAGCACCAGGUCGAUCCCCAACAGCGAUCCCCCCACCAUCAAGACCGAAGACAACAAUAAAGAACCGGAAGUCCAGUACAAACUGUUGGAUGGCAUCAAGUUUAGGAAAUAUGAUGAUGAUGAAGAGAUUAGCAGCCUAACUGAUAACACAAGAAGUACCGUCAAUGAUAGUGACUCUGUAGAGGAACUACCAGAGUUUAGAAAAUGCAAAAACAAUAAAUUCAGAGAACAAGACUGCACUCUUCCUCUAAAAAAACGGAGGAAACUCACUAGUGAUUCGAUUGAAAACGAAGUCAUACCGGAAGUAAGGGAAAUCACUCACCACAAACCGGAAUGGACUCAGUCCACAAAUUUGGAAGAAAAACAAAAAUUAGAAAAGCAUUUGGAAGACUUGAAGGCUUCGAGACUGAAACUGAAAAAAGAACUAGAAGAGAAGCAGCGGCAGAUUGAUAAUGAGAGAAAAUUCAAACUCUUCAAAGAAAAACAGCUACAGCGAGAACAAACUAAAGAGGACAAUUCAUUGGCAAAGAAAAAACAGCGAGAAGAACUGUCGAAGAGGAGGGAGUUUGCCCGUGAAGAAGAAAUAGAAAAAAGGAAAUUGUCACAGGAAGAAGAAAGGAGAAAAAAAUUGAUCAAUGAAGAUUUUCAAAAGAUGAAGCGACGACAAGAGCUAAAAAAGCAUCAUGAAGAAGAACUUCAUCAAAAGCAAAUGUUCGUGCAGCAGAUUAAAUUAGAUACGUCAAGAAGAUCUGCACAACAAAAAACUGUAAUUCUAAGCGUAGAAGCAGUCAAUGAAUCAGUUGGAAAGAGAACUGAGCCCUUGAAAGCAAAUCCACAAACAAGUUCGAAUAGGAGACAUAGAAAGGUCGAAUGCUCCAGCGCUUCUGAUACGAAAGCUGCAGAAACUCUUCUAGACUUUGCCAUAAAUUGUUCUAAACUGCCUCAGAGCUCACUGUGCCGGUUGAAACGACCCAACUCACAGUUAGAUGGCCACGACGAGCCGAGCUGGACCAAGUCGAGAAGAACAGCCGCGCCUGAGAAUGCUAACGCUUCUCAACUCAACCGCACCCAAUCGCAUGCCUCUUCAUCGACGGCAGUCAGUGGCCUGCCUUUGCCCAACGAAAACGCAGAACCUUACCAGAACAGGUCGAGGCUGGGCCAGUCGAAAAGAAAUGAAGACGCACAACUGAUCCGGACAACCACCAACCAGGCAACAGCGGCAGUUGGUCACGACCAACUCGAAAUCACCAAUUCUCGGCCAACAAGAAAACGUAAAUUAUGGAUUGGUUUUAUAAUAUUCAUCUGCUAAAAUGUCAUUCAACUAUAAUGGAUACAAUGUUACAUUGGACCAAGAACGCUUUUCAUACUGUUUAAAAAAUAGUAAACAAGUAAAUGAGUGGCGCAGGGAAACGAGUCAUUUUGACUGUUACAGUUGGCAGCUCUGUAGAGUCGGUAUAUGUUCAAAUUUUUGCACAAUUCAUGUUGCUAUUUAGAAUAAAGGGCCAUAGGAACGUGCAAAACAGGCCAAACGUUGAGAAAAGAACCUGCGAAUUUGCGUCUCUUAAUCAUCAACAAAGGAAGGAAUUUUAUUUGAAGAUGAUUCAACUUUAAUAAAAGAUGUUCGAAAUCGUUCAAGAAAUUUAUUUCUUCAGAUUUAUGAACUCUUGGUUUGUUAUCUGAUAGAAUUAUGUUCUUGUAAACUGCUAAGUUUCUGAAAUAUCAAGAAAUUACUUUAGUCAUGUUCAUGUUGCUCUUACAUUUCCAUGUGCGGAUGAUACUUCAUUAAAGUCUGAUAGAAUGUAAAAAUUUAUGUCGUACUGGUAACACAGUAUCCUUACCCAAUUCUUCUUGUUGACAUGUUAAAAGAAACAACUAUCAAAUCUAUGGGUAUAAAAGAUAUAAUAACUCAGCUACUGUAUCUAUUUUUAAUUGUUGAUUCAUUCAACAGCAUCAAUUUACAGUUGUAAAGUCACGUUCGAUGUUUCAAUAAAUUCAAUGAAUAUUAUGUAUUCGAGGUCUACAUUUACUGUGACACAAAACUUCUAGAUUUAGAUAUGUGUAUUGACUCAAUAUUUCCUUUUAAUGUAAAAUACAUGUAUCCUAUUUCCAAAUUCAAUAAAUAUCAAGCAAAGAUUGGUGGCUGUCUUUGUUGUUGUAUGUUACUAGAUGUUGGUGUAGGUGUUUGGUGUUUCCAGUCAAUUCUACUAUUUCAAUCAUUGUAAAAGUUGACGUUCAUUUGUGUAAACCACUUUAAAGUUUACAUUACUAUUGUAAAUAAUAUUUAAAUUUUAAGCAUCACCAAAGUUUUUGAUUUGCUUGGAAAGCAUUCGAGUUUUAGUUGAGUCGUUAAAUUUAAGUUUCCCUCUUUAGUAACGGAGUAGUAGGUUCGUUUAAUUUUAGAAUAUUUAUACGUAAGUUCUUUUUUAAUAUUAUUGAUUACGUCAGGCUAUAUUGCUCAUUGUAAAUAUCCUCAUAUAAAUUUACCUAUUUGUUGUGUAAAUAGAGAUAAUAAUCGUACCUGUUUUCGAUAAAAUAAAUCUUUAACUUGGUGUUGACUGGCUGUUACAUUUAAACAAUGUACUUGAAAAUAUUUUUCCAAGAUGGAUGUCAAUAAUAUAUGUUGCUUAAGAAAGA
Nilaparvata lugens (brown planthopper) is the source of this 7428-nucleotide messenger RNA. RefSeq lists its product as uncharacterized. The transcript is spliced from 12 exons. The coding region runs from base 131 to 6103 and encodes 1990 amino acids. The record is from RefSeq and is a predicted model, not a curated record. NCBI's taxonomy places the organism in Eukaryota, Metazoa, Arthropoda, Insecta, Hemiptera, Delphacidae.